Canariomyces notabilis is the source of this 3360-nucleotide messenger RNA. RefSeq names its product leucyl-tRNA synthetase. The transcript has 14 exons. Gene Ontology annotation, molecular function: leucine-tRNA ligase activity; aminoacyl-tRNA deacylase activity; ATP binding. The record is from RefSeq and is a predicted model, not a curated record. Gene Ontology annotation, biological process: leucyl-tRNA aminoacylation. Lineage: Eukaryota; Fungi; Ascomycota; Sordariomycetes; Sordariales; Chaetomiaceae. The coding region runs from base 1 to 3360 and encodes 1119 amino acids.
AUGGCCGACACCACGGUGCCUAAGGCCAUGGAGGCCAUGGCAAUAUCGAAGACGAAGGAGCUAAAGGGCACCGAAAAGCGUGAUACCUUGAUUGAAAUUGAGAAGAAAUACCAGUCCAUGUGGGUAGAGCAAGGCGUCUUCGAGGUAGAUGCGCCAUCCAUCGACGAGUAUCCCCUGGGCUCAAUCAGCGCCGAUGAGCUUCGCGAAAAGUUCCCCAAGUUCUUCGGCACCAUUGCCUACCCUUACAUGAACGGCCGUUUGCACGCCGGUCAUGCCUUCAGCUUCAGCAAGAUUGAGUUCCACACCGGGUUUGCCAGGAUGCAGGGCAAGCGCUGCCUGUUCCCCCUGGGAUACCACUGCACAGGAUUGCCCAUUAAGGCAUCGGCCGACAAACUGGUCAAGGAGGUUGAGAUGUUUGGCCGCGAGUUCGAGCGGUACACAGAGGACGCCGAUGAGGAACCUGCGCCAGCUGCCCCUACACAAAAGGGGGCCAAGGAAGACCUAACAAAGUUCAACGCCAAGAAAGGCAAGGCCGCUGCAAAGACAGUUAAGGCCAAGUACCAAUGGCAAAUCCUAAACUCGGUGGGAAUUCCGCUCCAGGAAAUUCACCUGUUCUCGGACCCCCAGUAUUGGCUCAAGUAUUUCCCUCCCGAAUGCAAAAAGGACCUGACCAAUUUUGGCUGCCGGAUCGAUUGGAGGCGGCAAUUUGUGACGACCGACGCGAAUCCAUAUUACGAUGCUUUUGUCAGGUGGCAGAUGAUUCGUCUGAAGGAGCUGGAGAAGAUCAAGUUUGGCAAGCGCUAUACCAUCUAUUCCAUUAAGGAUGGCCAACCCUGCAUGGACCAUGACCGGAGCGAAGGCGAGGGUGUUCUUCCACAGGAAUAUACUGCCUUGAAGCUCAAGGUGGUCGAAUGGGCGCCCAAGGCUGCCGAGAGCCUUAAGGGCAAGAUCCCCGACGGCGUCUCUGUAUAUCUGUGCCCCGCGACUCUCAGGCCUGAGACCAUGUACGGUCAAGUCUGCUGCUUCGUCGGACCGAGCUUGAGCUACGGAGUUUUCAUGGCUUCUGAGAAAGAGUAUUUCGUCAUAACCGAGAGGGCUGCCAGGAAUAUGGCGUACCAGGGCAUUUUCGAAAAUGAGGGCGUCCCUGAAAAGGCAGCAGACAUCGUGGGCUCUGAUCUGAUUGGUACCGUGGUACAUGCUCCUCUCAGCUUCCAUCCCCAGGUCCGUGUCCUUCCUAUGGAGUCCGUCCUGGCCACCAAGGGCACCGGUGUUGUGACAUCCGUCCCUUCUGAUUCCCCAGACGACUUCGCCAUGGUCACUGAGCUCGCCAAAAAGCCCGACUUUUACGGCAUCAAGAAAGAGUGGGCAGAGUUGGAGAUCAUCCCCAUCAUCCAGACACCGACCUCUGAUCUGCUGGCUCCGCACCUCGUCAAGAAGCUCAAGAUCGCUUCCCCCAAGGAUGCCAAGCAGCUGCAGGAGGCCAAAGAGCUUGCCUACAAAGAGGGUUUCUACCAGGGUAUUAUGAAAGUGGGCGAUUUCAAAGGCGAGAAAGUGGAGGUCGCCAAGCCCAAGGUGAGGGAGCAGCUGAUCCAGAACGGAGAGGCCUUUGCCUACUCUGAGCCUGAGAACAAGGUGGUCUCGAGGUCCGGUGACGAGUGCACCGUUGCCCUUCUCGAUCAGUGGUAUCUCGACUAUGGCGAGGACUCUUGGCGCGAUAUUGCCUUGGAUUAUGUCGAGAACAAGGAUGGCAAAGGCCUCGAAACCUAUUCCUCGGACACACAACACGCUUUCAAGGGCGUCCUCAAUUGGCUGAAGCAAUGGGCCUGCGCAAGAACAUACGGCCUGGGUUCUAAGCUUCCCUGGGAUCAUAACUUCCUCGUGGAAAGUCUGAGCGACUCGACUAUCUACAUGGCCUACUACACGCUCGUCCCUUGGCUGCACAAGGACCUCUUUGGAAGGGAAAAAGGCAAGGGCAAUAUCGCCCCUGAGCAGAUGAUUGACGAAGUCUGGGACUACGUCUUUUGCAGGACCGAGUUAACAGAUGAAAUCAUUUCCAAAUCUGGCAUCCCCAGGGCGACUCUUGAGGGGAUGAGGAGGGAUUUCGAGUACUUCUAUCCUCUUGACAUCCGAGUCAGCGGCAAAGACCUGAUCCCCAACCACCUUACCUUCUGGCUGUAUAACCACAUCGCUCUCUUCCCACGGGAAUACUGGCCUCGCUCAGUGCGUGCGAACGGGCAUCUCCAACUGAAUGGCGAGAAGAUGAGCAAAUCGACUGGCAACUUCAUGACGCUGGAUGAUAUCGUCAAGAAGUAUGGCGCCGACGCUGCUCGUGUAGCCCUCGCUGAUGCUGGUGACGGAAUCUCGGAUUCCAACUUUGUUGAGGAUGUGGCUGAUAACACGAUCCUGAGAUUCUACACCAACAAGGAGUGGAUCGAGGAGACGGUCAAGGACGGCAAACUGAGAACCGGCCCGCUCAACGACUUCCAGGACGCCCUCUUCGACAAUGAGAUGAAUGCUCUGGUGCACGAAGCGAGAAAGCAAUACGAGGAAACUUCAUACAAGUUGGCGCUUAAGGCAGCUCAUUACGACUUCUUGAACGCCCGUGAUACCUACAGGGAGGCCUGCAAUGCGGCCGGCAUUCCCCUCCACAAGGACCUGGUCUACAAGUACAUCAGACUCCAGGCUUUGGUCCUCACCCCGAUUGCCCCUCACUGGGCAGAAUAUGUGUGGCUUGAAGUCCUUGGCGAGAAGAAGUCGAUCCAGUGGGCCGCCUGGCCCGAGGUGCCUGCCGCUGACCCGAGUCUGAGCGCUGCCCGCGAGUAUGUCCGGCAGACGGCGUCGAACAUCAACUCUGCCGAGGCGGCGCAGCUCAAGAAGAUGGCCAAGGGUCGCCAGAGUGACUUCGACCCCAAGAAGCCCAAGAAGCUCACCAUUUUUGUGGCCGAGUCCUUCCCAACCUGGCAGACAAAAUACAUUGAGUUGCUGAAGGAGGUGUGGGAUCCGGCAACAAACUCUCAGAAGAUCGACGACAAGGAGCUCAACGGCCGGAUCGGCAAGAUGGGCGAAAUGAAGAAGGCGAUGCCGUUUGUGCAGUCGCUCAAGAAGCGCCUUAGGGAUGGCGAGCCAGCCGACGCCGUGCUUGGGCGCAAACUCGCCUUUGACGAGAAGAAGAUUCUCCUGGCCAUGGUUCCCGGUCUUAAGCGGACCGCCGGCCUCGAGUCGGUGCAGAUCCUGGCUGUCGAGGAGGGCAGCAACAAGGGGAAGGACCUGACGGCCAACGGCGAGGAGGUCGAAAUCAAGGCCCCAGCUGCCGAGUCGGCACUGCCCGGGCAGCCUACUUUCUUCUUUGAGAACAUCUAA